AUGGUCCACUUCUUGCACCCGUUGCCGUGGCCGCGGGUCCUCGUCCUGCCCGACGCUCAGCAGGACGCGCAGGGCCACUGCUUGGUGCAGGAGGAGGCAUCACCCUACUCUUUGGUCAACAUCUGUCUGGAUGUCUUAAUCGCUGAACUGGACAAAUGGUGUUCUAAAAGACCUGAUGGAACAUUGUGUUUUCCAGAGCACUGGUAUUUCCCUCAUGAAAUAGCUGAUAAAUUCCUUGAGAGGAUGGCUUGGCAAGGCAAGCUGACUGACAGAACAGCAAGCAUUUUCCAAGGCAAGCAGAUGAACCUGAAGCUGAUAAACAUUCAGAGAGUUAAGCUCUCUGCAACAGCCUUCACAAAAGCCUUCUGCCAUCACAGGCUCAUUGAAGUGGAUGCCACCUCGGUGGACUCCGAGCUUCUAGCCCCAGACAUCAUCCACGCUCUCCAGAGCAGUGCCUGGAUCCAGAAAAACCUUAAGUCUCUUACAUUAGACUCAGUUAGCGUCCCUCAGAACUCAGGACUAUUGGCCUUGAGUCAGUUCACUGGCCUUCACACUUUAAGUGUUGCCAACGUGUCCUUUUGCAAUGAAGACCUAGUUAGCGUUUCUCAGUUACCAAACCUGGAAAGCUUGGAUAUCUCCAAUACUGUGAUCACCGACAUCUCUGCGCUCCUCUCCUGUAAGAACCGGCUCAGAUCUCUCACGAUGCACUAUCUGAAGUACCUGGCCAUGAACAAACCACAAAUUCUUGCAGUUAUCAGACAACUGAAAUGCCUGCUUCACCUUGAUAUUUCUGAUCACAGGCAGCUCAGAUCAGAUCUGGCUUUUUAUCUGUUACAGCAGAAGGACAUUCUGCCCAACCUCAUAUCCCUGGAUAUUUCAGGGGGCACCGACAUCACUGAUCAAGCUGUGGAAUCCUUUCUGCAGCAUCGGCCUGCAAUGCAAUUUGUGGGACUCUUGUAUACCGAUGCUGGUUACUCUGAUUUCUUUAUGGCAAAGCAAGGCUUGAAGGUUGCUGGAGGAGCCAACAUGAGUCAGAUUUCUGAAGCACUGAGUCGGUACAGGAACAGGUCGUGUUUUGUGAAGGAAGCUCUCUACAGGCUCUUCACAGAAACACUUUCCCUGCGUGUCAUCCUCCCUGUCAUGCUAAAGCUUGUGGCUAUAGGAAUGAGGAAUCAUCCAUUGGAUCUGCCAGUGCAAUUCACAGCCAGUGCUUGCGCCCUCAAUCUAACACACCAGGGUCUGGCCAGGGGAAUGCCUGUUCGUCUGUUGUCAGAGAUCACCUAUCUACUUUUCAAAGCAACGAAAAAUUUCCCCUACUACCAACAGUUACAGAAGAAUUGCCUUCUCUCCUUAACCAGUUCCAGGAUUCUUAUGGAUGUUCCGUUUGACAGGUUUGAUGCUGCCAAGCUUAUUCUGAGGUGGGUGUGCAGGCGUGAGAACCCCAAGAUGCAAACAAUGGCAGUGAGCAUCACCUCCAUCCUCGCCCUGAAGCUCUCACCUGAGGAGAUUGAAGAGCUUCAGGAAGAGCUCCUUAUGGCAGUUAAGGAACUUCUGACAAUCAUCAGACAAAAGAUGGCUGAGAAUGUAGAUGAUAUCACCUUCUUGUUUACUCUGAAAGCACUUUGGAAUCUUACAGAUGAGUGUCCAUUGGCCUGCAAGUACUUUAUUGAAAAUGAAGGAUUAGCAACCAUCAUACAAGUUUUAGAGACGUUUUCAAUGUGUACAAUACAAAGCAAAGUACUUGGUCUUUUGAACAAUGUAGCUGAAGUCAGAGAGCUCUCUCCCAAGCUGGUGACAGAAGACUUGAUGGAACACAUCAUCAGUUUGCUCCACAGCAGCAACAUAGAAGUGAGCUUCUUGGCUGCGGGUGUAAUAGCCCACCUGGCAUGUGACAGACAGCACUGGCUAUCCCGUGACCUGCAAAGGAGUGAUCUUCUCCAGUACUUGCACUUAACCAUCCAGAAUUGGCCAAGUUCACGGUGUGACAUGUCAGCAUUGGUGACUUACAGAUCUUUGAAAGCAUUUUCCCCACUCCUUGUCAACUUCUCUCAGCCAGAAGUUCAGUGCUGGGCACUGUGGGCCAUACAUCAUGUUUGCAGUAAAAACCCUAGCAAAUACUGCAAGCUGUUGACAGAAGGAGGAGGACUACAGCUCAUGUAUGAUAUCCAGGAGCACAGUCAGGCCAGUGCCCAGGUGAGGCAGAUGGUGUCCACCAUCCUGGAGGAGUUCAGGAUGCACUUCACAAGCUACCGGAGACCUCCACAACCCCAGUGCCCUUUUUGA
This is a messenger RNA of Grammomys surdaster, 2283 nucleotides long. RefSeq names its product zyg-11 family member A, cell cycle regulator (gene Zyg11a). The record is from RefSeq and is a predicted model, not a curated record. The coding region runs from base 1 to 2283 and encodes 760 amino acids. Gene Ontology annotation, molecular function: protein binding. Gene Ontology annotation, cellular component: Cul2-RING ubiquitin ligase complex. The transcript has 14 exons. NCBI's taxonomy places the organism in Eukaryota, Metazoa, Chordata, Mammalia, Rodentia, Muridae.